Molecule: messenger RNA, 357 nt
Organism: Gongylonema pulchrum
Lineage: Eukaryota; Metazoa; Nematoda; Chromadorea; Rhabditida; Gongylonematidae
Source: the annotation of a GenBank genome assembly
AUGGACGUGAUCAAGGCUGCACAGGAAAUCUCGGAUGCCGGAGCAAAGCUGAAUUCAUUAGCGAAACAAAUUGGUGAUGAGAGUGUGGAAAGCGAAACGAAAAAGGACCUAUUUGCGUAUUUGCAAAGGAUAACUCUGUAUUGCCAACAACUGAAUAUAACAAGCAGAGUAAAAGCGGACGUGCAGCAGGUUGGUAACGAACUGAUUGUGAGUGGUCUGGAAUCGGCAAUGUCGCUUAUUCAGACAGCGAGAAAUCUUUUGAACGCAGUUGUCCUCACCGUCAAAUCGGCAUAUAUUGCUAGCACUAAGGUAGACUUUCCUUUUCACGGCGAGAUUUCGAUGCCGUUAAAGCAUUAA